GCGACCGUCUACCACCUAACAUCCGUGGAAGAAAUGUACAGCAAAGCUAGGAUACACAGUUUCUCCCACUCCUCUGAGCAGCUGUUUGUGUGCGUUCAUACUGAAAGUGAGUGACAUACAGGCGCGUGCAGGUGAACAUAUUUAUUUGUUUUUGACUUAGACGCUAAAGUCGGUGUCAACAUGGAGAACUGCGGCUUCCAGAGCCAACUGCUGUCCGUCAUGGAGGUCCUGGCAAAGGCGGCUGUGGCGGAGAUAAACCGGCGUGUGGAUGACAGCUGCGCGGUGCUCCGGCUGGAGGUGAGCCAGAGCCGGCGGGACAUCGACCUGCUGAAGAGGAAGAGUGAGGUGAUGGAGGCAGAGCUCAGGAGGACCCGGAUGAGAGCCAGGAGGAAAGUGUUUUAUCCUCCUGCAGCCGAGAGAUUCUCUCCUUUAGUCAAAGUGUGGCUGAACAAAGAGAGACAGAGCACAGAUUGGGAUGCUGAGGAGCAAAACCAACCCCAGCAGUGUGCAGACGUGGAGCCGUGUAAUGAAUCUGAACACAUUCUGAUCAAAGAGGAGCGUGCAGAGGAGGACAUGUGGAAGAACGCCUCCGAGGACAAACUGAUCUCUGGAGCCGGGCAGCAGCCGUGUUUCGACGCCUCACAAUGUGCCCACACAGACGGCUUUGAAGAGCGCCACCACUCAGCGGAGGACCCGCACGACCCCGGAGCUCUGGGUUCCCCAACAGACGGCUACGACACUUUCCCAGAGCAGCAGCUGAGCAGACAGCAAACUGAGGCGGAGCUCGUAGUGAAACACGAGAGCGAGGAAGAGUCCGAUGAGAACGCGGUUCCUCUCGACUCGCCCCACGAGUUUGUGGCGGAGGAAGGUGACGGACAGCUGUGGUCGUCCAGUCUGUGCAGAGACGCUGUGGAUCCGAGCUUCUCGUAUGCUGAGCAACAGUUUGAGCUGAUCCCGUCCGUGUUCCCGACUCACAGCGGAUUACAUUUGGAACCUCAGGUUCACUCGGGAGGGAAAUCGCACUCGGUCGUGGUGAGCGCGGCGGCGCGAGUGAAAAGACGAGCCAGGACGUUUGGAUGUAAGAGACCACAACCAGAUGAAGGACACGGUGCUCUAUCUCACAUCGUCCCCAUGGAUCAAUGCUCCGUUCCUCAGCAAUCGCAGCAUCAGUACCGAGAUUCUCCUCAAGUGAGGAGCCCGAGCGAGGAUUCACCGGCGGCCUCUUCCUUCUGCCGCAGCAGCUUCGGCCUGGCGAGGAGGAUGAGGACGCCCUGGAGGUCCGGCAUCGGCGAGAAGAGGUUCAGCUGCACGUACUGCGACAAAAGCUUCAUGAGGUUCAGUCAGCUCAAAGAGCACCUGAGGAGCCACACGGGGGAGAAGCCGUUCAGCUGCCUGCAGUGCGGCAGGAGCUUCACCAAACAGUGCAACCUCAUCAGACACGCCGUGGUGCACAGCGGGGAGAAGCCCUUUGAGUGCUCGCUGUGCGGGAAGUGCUUCACGCAGCGCUCCAGCCUCAAGUCCCAUCAGAAAACAGCACACUGAGCUCACGGGGGUUUCUUUUAUACAUCCUGAGCUCUGGUUCUUUGUCUUUACCUGGAGCAGAUGAUGGAUAAAACAUUUGUUUCGUUUGGUUCACGUUGUUAUAUUUAAUAUACGAUUUUGAUAUAAGAUACUAGUCUGGUAUUGUCAUAUCAUAAUUUAAUUGGCCGUACCAGUGAGGUCGCAAGUUCAACAUUUCUUCUUUUCCUACCGCUCCAGACAGAAACUGCUGUCCAAUUUUUGUCAGCGGACUUGAACCUUACAUCUACUUUUCUUUUUUUCACCACGUUACCUCACAACACUAAAUAUCCGACAAAAGCGUACAUGCAGAAUUUAAUUAGCUGCGUGAAACUGGAGGAGAAAUACAUUAAACUUUAUGUCUGAUCUGUAGAACAUGCGUCAGAACAAGUACCGCUGGUAUGGUCCUUUAAAUGUGAUUCUCCCUGUUGAGGCAGUAAAAUGAUGUGACCGUUCGAGGCGAGUUAAAGAAACAAUAAAUACAUUUUGCUACUUAUUGAUACUUUUGAUAUCUUUGGAAAAAGCAGCAACAGUCACAUUAUAUUGUACGAGUGCUUAUGGCGUGCACAAUGAUGCGCAGACAGACAUAUUAAGGAUGCACGAAGGAAAGAAUCGGAAACAAAACGCAAGAAAAACUCAGAGAAACGUUGUUCAAUCAGCAAAAACAUCUUAAUCUGUAUUCAUCGAGGCAGGUAACACAAACUCUUUACACAAAUAUACAAAAGGUAAGACUCAUAAAUAUCAAAUUAGAUCCUUUAUACUGUAAAACAGUGUCAUGAAAGUUUCAUUGUUUGCAUAGAAAAGUAGUGAUAAGUAGUUCAGAGGAGAUCACUGUACACGUGCAUUUCAGUUCCUAAUGAAGCGACAGAUCAGCAGAAUGUAACAAGAGCAGGAAGUGGAGACAACAAUACAUCUCAAGUCAUAACCGGUCAUUUAGUUUGCACACGGGAUAAACAUUUUAAUGAACACUGAAAACUGCUUUGAUGUUAAACAUCCGGAUGACACUCGGCGAUAAAAGAAAGAGAAAAAUGCUUUUUACCCACGAAGGUCUGUUUCAGAUCUUCCCUGGAGUGCGUUAAUAAAUGUCACGAGACCACCAAUUUAAUACGAUUGAACCAAAUGUUAGCAGCAAUCACAUAGAGGCGCGUGUGUGUGUGAGGGAUUUAACUUGGGAAUGUGCUCCGAUUAAAAAGAAAACACAUUUCACUUGAAGUCAAAUCCUUGAACUUAGGUUGGACCAUCUUCUCAGGCGCCUACUCCGCUCACAACUUCCUCACAGCAGAGUGGAAAAGUUAACAAAUCUAAAUAGUAUUCAUCCAACACGAGCCGCCUCCUUUUAAGCAAAAACUUUUCCAUUAACCGAAGUCUCUCUUGAGUUUCUAGGUAAGUGAAGUUCACUGGCUUCUAAUUCUUCUGUAAGACGCUGGAGAUUAAAAAUCACUUGGAAGUGUUGCCCUCCUCUUACGCACGAGGGGAGCAGGCUGCACACACGGACACGCUCUCCUCCCCGCAGCACCAGGAUCAGCAUUAAAAGCGCCGAUUGUUUCCUAACACUAUUUCAGGACACGUUUGCAGCGUUUACCUUUUUAUUAUAAGUUUCGCACAAGAUUGAUUUCCCAUCUUUAAGGAGUACCAAGUUUAAAGAGAGACUAUGCGACUGUUGCAGAACAGAGGCCGCAGCCUGUGGUAAUAACAGCGUGAUGGCACAUCGCAUUUCACUUCAUUUCUGAGGAUCGUGUGAAGUGCGUUGCUUUAAAUCACAACAUUGUUGAGGGACAAAGUGCAUUCUUUGCGCUUGGAGACUCAGAGAAGCCCCUUGCACAUGGAAAUGAUCUGGACAUUACCCGGAGGAGAUGUGCGUGAGGAUGUCCGAGUCAUUCGGGCCGGACAUUACACCGGACACUGCCAGCACUACUAGUACGAAGUCCGUGUGAUGUCGAAUUGAGCACGUGUGUGAUCGAUCCACGAGCGGGCGCGUUCAUGACGUUUUUAUCACAGCUGGUGUGAAAACGGAUAAAUAAGUCAUUUACACGAAAAA
This is a messenger RNA of Cottoperca gobio, 3595 nucleotides long. Its product is annotated as zinc finger protein 271. NCBI's taxonomy places the organism in Eukaryota, Metazoa, Chordata, Actinopteri, Perciformes, Bovichtidae. The record is from RefSeq and is a predicted model, not a curated record. Bases 181 to 1542 code for a protein of 453 amino acids. Gene Ontology annotation, cellular component: nucleus. Gene Ontology annotation, biological process: regulation of gene expression. The transcript has 4 exons.